Piliocolobus tephrosceles (Ugandan red Colobus) is the source of this 3113-nucleotide messenger RNA. RefSeq names its product methyltransferase like 24 (gene METTL24). Lineage: Eukaryota; Metazoa; Chordata; Mammalia; Primates; Cercopithecidae. The record is from RefSeq and is a predicted model, not a curated record. The transcript is spliced from 5 exons. The coding region runs from base 1 to 1101 and encodes 366 amino acids.
AUGGCCCGGGAGAGGCCUCCUGGGAGGGGCUGCGGCGCCCUGCGCCGGUGUCUACUCGGGGCCGCGCUGUUGCUCGGCCUGCGGCUGUGCGCGGAGCUGCGGCGCGCCGGGCCCGGGUCCCCAGCCCGCAGCGCCCUGCCGGGCCCGGCCUGGCGGCCACCUGGGCCGCACCUGCAGCCUGCGCCGGGCUCGCCGCGUGGCGCCAGCAGGAGGCAGGUGACCUACGUGCGCAGCGGGCGCCGGGCGCCGCCGGGGGGCGGUGGGAGCGGGACGCCGGAGCCUGGCUGCUGUGCCCCGCGCGGGCGCCCCCGCCGGAAGGGUCCGCGGUGGCAUAUAGAUCUCCAGCCUUGGGCAGGCCCUGCUCAGUCCCUGGAUGAAGAAGCCUGGAGGUUCCUGAGAUAUAUCAGCACUGCCCAGAUUGCAUGCAAUCACAUGAAUACAGACAGCCUGGCUACUGACUCUAGUCCUACACACAAGCCCUGGUCAGUGUGUCUUGACGACAGGUUCAAUUUAGCUCAUCAAAUCCGCAACAAGCAGUGCCGCCUCUACUCCUUAGGGCUGGGAAGUGAUGAUACCCAUUUUGAGGUUAGCAUGGCCAACAAUGGAUGUGAAGUGCAUCGUUUUGAUCCUAGUGUCAAGUCAGCUCACAUUCUGGAGAGUCAGCACCUUUGGUAUCACCGCUUGUCCAUUGACUGGCGGGAUCCCCAUCCAGCUGUUGCUGCCCAAAAACCACAUAGCAACACCAGAAAACUGGGAAGCAUUUUGAAUGAAUUUGGGCAUCACAAGAUUGACGUUCUCAAGGCAGAUCUGGAAAGUGCAGAAUGGAAAGUUUUGGAAAAUCUUAUUCUGGAAGAUGUUCUUGAGCGGAUUGGACAGCUCAUCUUUGAGAUCCAUCUCCACUGGCCUGGGUUUGAGGUCAGUGGCAGUGACAGCAGUGUCGUGAGGUUCUGGUACAGCCUUCUCAAAGAGUUAGAACAAAAGGAUUUCAGACUUUUUCACAGUUAUAAAGAUUUAUCUAAACCUCAGCUAUUCUUGAAGAAAUACAUUUUCAAUGCAAGUAGCUGUUAUACUCUGAGUUGGGUGAAUACAAGAUGGAAAUAGGAUGCAGGAUAUCAUCAAGAGCACAAGAAAAUAUUUGAAGAAUGGAGCAUGUCCACGAUUCUAAUCAUGAGUUUACUCAUCCAGUCUCCUGCUGGCCUGUGCCCUGCUUGAGGCAGGGAGUAUGUUACUGUCUUUGCAGUGCAUGCAGCCUGGUGCUUGGCAUGUGAUAGGGGCACAGUUAAUACUUGUUAAAGGGAUGAACACAGUCACCCCUAUUUGCCCAGACUCUUCCUUCACCGUAACCUGGAAGAUUAUCCCCCACUCAUCUCAGUUUUCCCUAAAAUUCUCUGUGUAUCUGUAAUCUAUGAAUUCACCAACAUUGAAAUGAAAUUAUAUAAAUUUCCUUUUUUACUAGGUUGGUGAGGUUUUUAAGUUCUUCGCCUACUAUUUAAAAUAGGGUAUUAAAUUUGAAUUUGACUCUGCUUUUUCAAGGUUUUUCUUAUUUACCUUGUCAGUGAUAUUCUUUACAACAUUGUUGAUUUCAGUCAUUCCUUCUCAGUCUUUGCUGAGGCCAUGCUGUGGCUUUAUAAGCAGCAAUACUUCUGAUUUCUGGGAACUCGGAUGCACCAAAUUCUGUCACGGAGUUAAAGAGACUAGACUAUCAUGAGUUUCAACUUGAAGGUGUAAGUUCCAGUUCAAGACCAAGUCUGAAGGCAGGAGACCCAUGUCCCAGCUUGAAGACAGCCAGACAGAAUGAAUUCUUCCUUACUCUGCCUUAGGUUCUAUUUAGGCCUUCAAGUGGUUGAAUGAGGGCCACUCACUCUGAGGUGAAGAAUCUGCUGUAUUCAGUCUACUGAUUUAAAUAUUAAUCUCAUCUAGAAAUAUCCUCAUAGAUAUACCUAGAAUAAUGUUUAACUAAAGAUCUGGACACCCUUUAGUCCAGUUAAGAUGACACAAAAUUAACCAUUGUAGGUAGGUGGGUAGAUGGAUAGAUAGUUAGAUAUAUAGAUAGGUUUUCCUACUGGCAUGUUUCACCAUUUUCUUGAGUCACAUAUUCUUGUUUCCAUCUGGCUCCUUCAGUCUGUGCUCUCCUCGCUGAAGUAAGUCCUUUAAUGAUUACUUCAUUAUGAGUCCAUGAGUGAUAUGGUUUGGCUAUGUCCCCAACCAAAUCUCAUCUUGAAUUGUAGUUCCCAUAAUCCCCAUAUGUUGUGGGAAGGACCUGGUGAGAGGUAAUUGAAUCAUGGGAGUGGUUUCCCCCAUGCUAUUCUCGUGAUACUAAGUUCUCAUGAGAUCUGAUGGUUUUAUAAGGGGCAUCCCCCUUCACUUGGCUCUCAUUCUUCUCCUUCCUGCUGCCAUGUGAAGAAGGAUGUGUUUGCUUCCCCUUCCACCAUGACUGUUUCCUGAGGCCUCCCCAGCCAUGCUAAAUUGUGAGUCAACUAAAUGUCUUUCCUUUAUAAAUUACUCAGUCUCAGAUAUAUCUUCAUAGCAGUGUGAGAAUGGACUAAUACAAUGGGUAUUACACAUUUUAGAUUUUACAUAUUUGAAAAAGCACUUGCUUUUCAUACCUGAAUAACGUUUAUUUGUGCACAGGAAAAAAAAGAGCUUCAACUCAAGAUGCGUUUUAUACUCAACCUUAAUUCCCUUUCACUUCCUAUUAAACUAAGCACAGAGCAGGAUCUGGGUAUCUUUGCUGUUGCCUCUUCUGCCUUCAAACAUGAUUUUUCCACCCACAGACUUCCCUAUGCUGUCAAAUCUUUUUUUAAAAAUACAUUAUGUCUAAUAAUGUUAAGUGCAUUUUUCUUUACUCCCAGUUGGCAUCACUUACACGACUGUGGCCUGAGGACCAUCGUCUCAUUUUCCUAGGAUAGUUAGACAGUUUUUCAAUAGCACCAAUCCUUUCUACAUUAAAAAUUAAAUGGAAAGUUUAGGUUAUCCGUGGUUCAAAUGCUCUCUCUCAUUACUAUUUACAGGAUUAAACACGUGCAUAAUUUUCCAAAAUCCUAUUUCAAAUAAAUAGCAUAAAAAACAAAUUAUUACUUUAUUGUCAAUUAAAUCUAUUUUUUGGCAUUUUU